CAAUAAACAACUCAAAAAUGGAAAAAAUCAAUUUCAAUAAAUUGCCAAAACACCAAUAACUACAAACUUCCAAAAAUUGAACCCUUUGAAGCACACAAUCAUGUCUAAAUAUAAAUCUCCAAUCCACCCACUUGUAAUUCCCCAUUCUCUCUCUCUAAAAGUCAAAACUUUAGCUUGUUUCUGUUUUCGUUUUAUGUUGAUUUCUUGAUUUUCUUGAAUUGGGGACGCAUGCAUCUGUGGAAAAUCAAUUUGAUUUGAUUCAUAAAUCACAAAAAAGGACAUGUACUUUUAUGGGUGUGAUUGAGGUUUUCCUCGGAGAAAUCACUGAAUCUUGCAAGUCAAACACUAGUCAACAAACAGUCGACGAUGCCUAGUUCAAGUAGCGUUUCUCGGAAUUCGACCGCCGGCGGUGAUAGUAAUGUCACGGACCAGUUUCCGGCUGGUUUACGAGUGCUUGUUGUUGAUGACGACCCAACUUGUCUCAUGAUCUUGGAGAAGAUGCUAAGAAACUGCAAAUACGAAGUGACUAAAUGCAAUAGGGCCGAGGUUGCUUUAUCUUUACUGCGGGAAAACAAAAACGGAUUUGAUGUGGUGAUUAGCGAUGUUCAUAUGCCUGAUAUGGAUGGAUUCAAACUCCUUGUACACAUUGGGCUUGAAAUGGACCUUCCUGUUAUCAUGAUGUCAGCGGAUGACAGCAAGAGUGUAGUGAUGAAGGGAGUAACACACGGGGCAUGUGACUAUUUAAUAAAGCCAGUACGUAUAGAAGCAUUGCGUAACAUUUGGCAACAUGUGGUUCGAAAAAAGAAGCGUGAAUGGAAAGACAUUGACACGACAGCAAGUUUGGAUGAUGUGGACAGGAAGGAGGAGAAACAGGCUGAAGAUCCGGACUACUCGUCUUCUGCAAACGAAGGGCAUAAUUGGAAAAACACAAAAAGGAGGAAAGAUGAUGAGGAUGAAGGUGAAGGUGAAGGUGAGGAAAGAGAUGAUUCUUCUUCUUUGAAGAAGCCUCGUGUUGUUUGGUGUGUGGAACUUCAUCAACAGUUUGUUGCAGCUGUUAAUCAGCUUGGAAUCGAUAAAGCUGUUCCUAAGAAAAUAUUGGACCUCAUGAAUGUUCCUGGAAUAACACGUGAAAAUGUUGCUAGUCACCUUCAGAAAUAUCGUCUUUAUCUUAGAAGACUCAGUGGGUCCCACCAAUCAGGCGGAAAUACCCCCUCGUUUUUCAGCACUCCCGAUGCGGGAUACGGAUCAAUUUCAACACUCAGUGAUCUUGAAAUUCAAGCUUUAGCCGCCAGCGGGCAGCUUGGUCAACUCGGUCAACUCCCGGGUCAAAGUCUUGCCACCCUCCAAGCGGCGGCACUUGGCCGGUCAGGCUACCCAAAAUCCCCGAUUUCCGUGCCUUUAAUUGAUCAAAGAAAUAUUUUUAGCUUUGAAAACCCUCAAUCAAGAUAUGGUCAAGUCCAAAACCGCCAGGGGCAUAAUGGUAAUAUCAACAGGCCGAUGAAUUUGCUUCACGGGAUUCCCACAACUAUGGAGCCAAAGCAACUCAUGGGGAUGCAGGGUUCUUUUGCAGGGUUGACUAGUCAAGGUCUGAUUCCCUUGACCGGUCAAAGUCAAAGUCAAAGUCAAAGUCAUGUCUCUAGACAUCCCGUUUUGCCUGGACAGGUAGUCUCCUCACCUGGGAAUCAUGUAACCGAGUCAACCGGGAAUCGUUUUCAGCUUAGGGGUAGUUUGGGAAUUCCAGGUUAUGGUCUCGUAAACAAUGGAAAUCAAAUUCAAACCAGACCUUUACAAGGGGCAGAUUUGACCUUUGACCCUUCGUGCCAUAUGAAUAAAAAUAUUCAAGGCCAAGGAGGAUUGAAUGUGGUUCAACAUAACAACUACGAUUCUGGUCAGAAAAUCGGGGGUAGUAAGGUCAUUUUCUCAACAGGGGAAGGAAGUGAGACACAUGUUGUGGACAAUUCUUCAAUGCUUAAGGCCGAAAAGGUCAAUUACAAAAGCACAUUUUGCCCUGAAGAAUACAGUCAAGAUGAUCUCCUAACCGCAAUGUUUACACAGCAACAACAGCAAGAAGGCAUUGGACAAGGGGAAAACGAAUUAGGGUUGGAUUGGUAUUCACUGGAUAAUCUCCCGGUGUAAGAUGUGCUUCAACAAUUGGACAUCGUGCAUUAUCAGCCGUACAUAGUUUAGUUUUUUUUUUUUUUUUUUUUUCAGCUGAAUUUUCAAAGAUUUAUAGGUUGUU
Lactuca saligna is the source of this 2239-nucleotide messenger RNA. The record is from the annotation of a GenBank genome assembly. NCBI's taxonomy places the organism in Eukaryota, Viridiplantae, Streptophyta, Magnoliopsida, Asterales, Asteraceae.